Molecule: messenger RNA, 2593 nt
Organism: Harpia harpyja (harpy eagle)
Lineage: Eukaryota; Metazoa; Chordata; Aves; Accipitriformes; Accipitridae
Gene: NAB2
Product: NGFI-A binding protein 2
Biological process (GO): negative regulation of DNA-templated transcription
Cellular component (GO): nucleus
Molecular function (GO): transcription factor binding; transcription coregulator activity
Source: RefSeq, a predicted model, not a curated record
GCCCCCCCCCCCCCCCCCUCCCGGCAUACGGCGGCCGCGCACGGGGCGGGCGUUGCGGCGGGAGGCGGCUCCAGCCGGCGGCUCGCCAUGGCCCUGCCCCGCACGCUGGGGGAGCUGCAGCUGUACCGGGUGCUGCAGCGCGCCAACCUGCUGGGCUACUACGAGACCUUCAUCCAGCAAGGGGGGGACGACGUGCAGCAGCUCUGCGAGGCGGGCGAGGAGGAGUUCCUGGAGAUCAUGGCGCUGGUGGGCAUGGCCACCAAGCCCCUGCAUGUCCGCCGCCUCCAGAAGGCCCUGCGCGAGUGGGCCUCCAACCCGGGGCUCUUCAGCCAGCCCGUCUCGGCCGUGCCCGUCAGCAGCAUCCCCCUCUUCAAGCUCUCCGAGGCCGGUGGGCGCAAGGCGCUCAGCAACGGGCAUGCCAGCCCCAGCGAGGCCGCGGGCAAGGGGGGCAGCAGCACCGGGACACCCCCGGCCCGCAGUCCCACGGAGCCGGGAGAGAAGCUGUCGCCGUCGGCUGCCCCGCCGUGGCCGGGGAGGAGCACCCCCGAGUCGGAGGGCGGCGGGGACGAGGAGCCGGGGGGUCCCCCCUUCUCCCCGGGUGGGAGCGGCGGUGACCAGCCGGCAGGCACGGAGGUGCUGGAGCCAGAGCUGGCGCGGACAGUGGCAGAGAGCGUGGAGCGGCUGCUGCAGAGCUGCCCCCGGGGCGGCGAGGCCGAGCUGCGGGCGCUGAUGAAGCUCAACAAGAAGCUGGCCAGCGUGGGGCACAUCUUCCAGCUGGAGGAUGGCGACCGGCACAAGGAGGAGGAGAUCCGCCGGCACAGCGCGAUCUACGGCCGUGGCGAGGCCCGGCGCCGUGAGGGCAAGCAGCUCACCCUGCACGAGCUCAUCAUCAACGAGGCGGCCGCCCAGUUCUGCCUGCGGGACAACUCGCUGCUGCUGCGGCGCGUCGAGCUCUUCUCGCUCUCGCGGCAGGUUGCGCGGGAGAGCACCUACCUGUCCUCGCUCAAGGUCGCCAGGGCACAUCCCGAGGAGAGCGGAGCCACCAUGGCCAAGCGGCUCAAGCAGGAGGCGGGAGAGCAGAGCCGCUCCGAGCUACUGCCGCUGCAGGUGGGGCCGGAGCCCCCCGGGACCGCGUACCGAGCCAGCCUGGAGGAGGACGCAGCCAGCCUCUCCGGGGAGAGCCUCGACGGCCACUUGCAGGCGGUGGGGGCCUGUCCCCGGCUGACGCCACCGCCCGGCGCGGCCCCCGACGUGCCCCUUGGCCUCCCCCCCCACGGGCUCUGGAGCCGCCACAUCCUCCAGCAGACGCUGAUGGACGAGGGGCUGCGCCUGGCCCGGCUGGUCUCGCACGAGCGCGUGGGGCGGCUCAGCCCCUGCCUGCCGGGGAAGCCCCCGGGACCAGAGUUUGAGGACGGGCUAGCAGAACGGGGUCCUCCGGCUCCCCCGGAUCCCCCCCGCGGCACCAUCAAGGUGGAACAGGAGACCAGCCGGCAGUUGAAGCCCCUGCAGCCCCCCACCACCAUUAACGAAGCAAUAACGUGCUGGGGACGGGUGCCGGCGGCGCGGCGGUGGUGCUCCGGGUGCGGAGAGCCAGCGAGGGCUUUGGCCACAGCCCCCCCUGGGCCCCAUCCCCUCCCGCACCGACGCUCUGGUUACCUCAGCCGCGGCGGGAUGCGCCUCCCCGCAGCAGCAAUACCCUCGUCCCCACCAGGCUCUGGGCCCCCGCCGCCCCCCCCGGGGCUGGGAAGCCCUCGAUGGACUCGAGCCCCCUGUACAGACCCUCUUGCCCUCACUGGGCUGCCCGGCCCCCCCGCCUCAUCGGCUCACCCCUCGUGCUGACCAUCUCUCCCCCCCCCCCACCCCCGGGCAGGCGAGCCGUGUCCCCCGGCCCCGUUACCGUGCAGGGACAGGCGCUUUACCACCGGCACACCGAGCCGCGUGCGGCACCGCGUGCUCCCGGCGUCAGCGCUGCCACCCCACGCCGGGCACACGGUGCUGGCGCGCGCAGCCCCGCGCACACCCCCGCAGCGCCCACGCUCCAGCCGCCAGCCCCCCCCCCCCCCCCCGCAGCACGCACGUGCAAGCGCACCGUGCACAUGCAUCGCGACCACCCCCCGCAGCACCGCAUCGCCCGCAUGCAGCAUUUCAGCUGUAAAUAUCCCCCCGCAGCAACCACAGCUCAGCGCCAGCGACGGCGUGCCCCCCCCCACCCCCGCACGCACACCCACAGCACCCUGCACCCCCCACCUGCACCCACCCCCCAAUUACCUGCGUGUGCUGCCGUGCAGGGUCCCUGUGCCGUGGGGUGUCACAUGUGCCGUGGGGUGUCACACGCGUACACCCCCCUCCCAGCACGAAGCAGGCGGCGUUUGACGGGCACUGGGGCAGUCCUGCCCCCCCCCCCCAGCCCCUCGGGGCCCCUCCUGCCCCCCCCCCACCCCCCCGUUUCCACAAGCCGUGCCCAGCCCCGGGGUCCCCCACCCCCUUAGGACUGUGUGGUGUCUUUUUAGAGCAUUAGCAACUCUUCCUUUGUAACGUGUACAGUAGAUUAUUUAUUUUGUUAUUUUGGAAUAAAACUUUAUUUUAUGGCUUA